Messenger RNA from Pedinophyceae sp. YPF-701, 510 nucleotides. The record is from the annotation of a GenBank genome assembly. NCBI's taxonomy places the organism in Eukaryota, Viridiplantae, Chlorophyta, Pedinophyceae.
AUGGACGUGCACGGCCAGGCUGCGGCGACGUGGGCGCCCGAGUACGUCGGCGCCGCCGACGGCGCGAUGAUGUACAGCGGCGGGUACCUCGGCCCCGCCGCGGUGGUCGGGGCUGGGGGCCAGGGCGGCCUUGGCCACGGUUACGGUCCGGGGAUGUAUUGCGGCCCCGAGAUGGCGGGCCACGGCGACCCGUACGGCCCGCGCCACGCCUCGCGCCCCCCGCCGCCCGCCGCGCCGGAGCACUACGCCGACAAGGCCCAGGCGCGCAAGGCCCGCAACCGCGAGAGCGCGAAGCGGUCGCGGCAGAAGCGCCAGGACGAGUUCGACCGCCUGGAGCGCGAGAACCGCGCGCUGCUGGAGCGGGUCCAGAACAUGCGCUCGCAGCUGCAGUGGUCGUUCCAGGCCGCGCUGGCGGAGGCCGGGCGCCGCGCUGCGGGCGCGGGGGGCGAGGGGGGGGUGUGCGGGCGGUGCAGGAGGGCGGGGGGGAUCCGGCGCACGGGGUCGAUGUAG